UCCAGAGAGCAAUGAAAGCCCUGGGAGGCUGGACACAUGAGGUGAAAAGGGGAACAGAGUGACCCUCAAUGCUCUUUGGGAACAUAGUGGGACCAAAGUCGUGUUGUGCUGCAUCUGUAGUAUCCUGAGCAGAAACUGCAGGAUAUGACAGUCACAUACUCCAGUAGAGUUGCAAAUGCCACAUUCUUUGGGUUCCACAGACUACUUCUCAAAUGGAAAGGAAGCAUCUACAAGCUGCUUUACAGAGAAUUUCUCCUCUUUGCUUGCCUAUAUACAGCCAUAAGCAUCUUGUACAGAUUUUUCCUUACAGGAAGCCAAAAACGGUAUUUUGAAAAACUGUCAAUUUACUGUGAUAAAUACGCAGAACAAAUUCCAGUCACUUUUGUGCUAGGGUUCUAUGUUACGCUGGUGGUGAACCGUUGGUGGAACCAGUUUGUGAAUCUGCCAUGGCCAGAUAGACUGAUGUUCUUGAUCUCCAGCACUAUCGAGGGAAGAGAUGAAUAUGGUCGCUUACUCAGAAGGACUCUAAUGCGUUAUGUGAACUUAACAUCUGUCAUCAUUUUUCGUUCGGUGAGCACAGCAGUCUGUAAAAGGUUUCCAACCAUGGACCAUGUGGUAGAAGCAGGUUUUAUGACACCAGAGGAAAGGAUACUAUUUGAUGACCUUAAGUCUCCCCACCUUAAGUACUGGAUCCCCUUUGUCUGGUUUGGGAAUUUGGCAGCAAAAGCCCAACGAGAUGGAAGAAUCAAAGACAGCAUAGCUUUGCAAACGUUGUUGACCGAGAUGAAUCGUUAUCGUUCAUGGUGUAGCCUGCUCUUUGGUUACGACUGGGUCGGAAUCCCACUAGUGUACACGCAGGUUGUUACCCUUGCUGUUUAUACUUUCUUCUUCGCAUGCCUGAUAGGACGUCAGUUUUUGGACUCUGAUCAAGGCUAUCCAGGUCAUGAUUUAGAUCUUUACAUUCCUAUCUUCACAUUGUUACAGUUUUUCUUCUAUGCAGGAUGGCUAAAGGUUGCUGAGCAGCUCAUCAAUCCCUUUGGUGAAGAUGAUGAUGAUUUUGAAACAAACUGGUGCAUUGAUAGGAAUCUGCAAGUGUCACUUCUGGCUGUGGAUGAAAUGCAUAUGAAUUUACCACCAAUGAAGAAAGAUAUUUACUGGAAUGAUUCCUCAGCACGCCCACCAUACACACUAGCAGCAGCAGAUUCCUGCAUUCCAUCUUUCCUUGGAUCAACAGUUGAAAUGAGCCUGACAGAUAGUCAGUUCCUCCACAGAGAAAACUGGCACCGGGAUUAUGACAAACCCAGAAGGCAGCAUUCAAUGCUAAGAAAAGUAAAACGAUUCCUCAGUGUUCGUGAAGAAUCCCCUGUCCUGCCUAGGAGGAGCUACCAAAGACAGUCUAGUGAGAAUUCUGUUUUUUUCCCAUCUCAUGAAAUGCAUCAUAUUGGCAAUUUGCUAGAAAUCCACUCUAGAGGGAGGCAUUUUGCUACCAAUGAAAGGAAAAACCAUGAAGUGCCUGAUAAGCAUAUGAAGGGACAUGGAAGUCUAGAUUUAGCAAUAAUUAGAGAAACCAGCAAAAACGAUGCACUGGAAAUUGAAUCCCAGUGCACUGCGGGUGACAGCAUAGCUAAAAUGGCCUCACUGACUUCUGAAAAGAUUGUUGUUGAAACAGAGGGCAAGAAAGCCAGAGUGGGUUCACAACAAAACAGCACUGCUGAAAUCCUGACAAAGGAAGAUCCUCAUAGUCACAGGGAGUCAGAGACUGACUCUGAGGGGCUCACAAUGACCCCCAGUGUGUCACACAGCAGUCCUGUAAAUUCACUGGGAUCUCCUUCAAAAACAUCUCUGCUUCAGACGGAAUCCAAGAAGCAAGAGUCAUCCCUAAGCAUCCAAGGGGAAAAAGUACCACAGUCACUUCAAAGUACAUCUGGUAGCACUCCAGACAGUAAAAGGUGGAGGUACUCAGAUGUUCCUACUCAAGAUUUGGCACCCCUUUUAACAAAAUCGUGUAGUACAUCUUCUGGAACAAGCAACCUGAGCACUGAACACAGUCCUGCUUCUGUUUCUCCUGCUACAAAGACAUUUGAUGUAAGCCACUGGCUAGAACAAGCUGAUGUUAAAGAAACAGAUAUCCUUCAUAUUGCUGAGUUUAGCAAUGAGAAACACAAAGGACAUCUCUGACAAACCCGACAGCCCAGAGACAUUUUGCUGCUAUGGACUCCUUUACCACACAGCAUAUUUAUUUUUCACAGCUUCCUUCAGGACAAACAAAGCUACGCAAGUGACACACUGUGAACUACUCUUCAAAUGCUUUGAAUGCUUUUAUUUUGAUAAAAUAAGUUCAUAAUGUUUACACGCACUUCGGUUUAGUUUUUCUGAACAAGUCUCUGUUUAUGUGGAACAGAUGGUGAUGAGAUAACAGGUAGGUCGGAGAGUGUGUGCUAAAGGGAGCGCACCUCAGGAAACUGAUUUUUUUUUGUCUCAUUGUGAAUUCCCCCCCCCAAAAAAAGGGGGGAGUACAGCAAUAGCAUUUACCAGCAGAAUGGUUGCCCCCUUUUUCCGUAUUGUGACAUAGCAAUUGGAAAAGGCAUAUCCAGUGGCAUAUCCAGCCACUCCAUCCAGCCCAUGUGGUGCCCAUCCUCCUCACAUUCACAUCCAGAAAACAGGCUUCAAAUAAACAAAACAAAACCUUUCAUCGGUGGUAAUGGAGCAUAGGAGUGAUGGGAAGGGGUUGCAUCUCUCCCUUUAAAAUAAAUAAAUGAAUCACUUCUCCUUCAAUAUUCAUGCAGAUUGCAUCUGGGAAGAAAGAGGUUGACCAUUCCUUCCCAUCAUCUGUGACAUCCUCAGAAAUCACCUAUUUUUCCCAGUAUAAGAAAAACACCCAUCUGGAAUAAGUAAUCCCUCUGCACCAGAAGGGCUAGGUGAAAGUCUUGCAGAAUUCAACAUACCAUCACU
Molecule: messenger RNA, 2952 nt
Organism: Pogona vitticeps (central bearded dragon)
Lineage: Eukaryota; Metazoa; Chordata; Lepidosauria; Squamata; Agamidae
Gene: BEST3
Product: bestrophin 3
Molecular function (GO): chloride channel activity
Source: RefSeq, a predicted model, not a curated record